AUGGACUCCUCCGUGAAUGCUCUGGACUAUCUCCGCUCCAAAACACAGGUUGAUCUCGAUGAUUUGGACGUAGAAGUCGCCAAGAGGGGCGCUAUGGGAAGACCCUUUACUGAUGCCACAUCCAACCAAGUAUUCCCUCAUGCAUUUCCACUACUUGUCUUGUUCCAGGUGCAAAGUCCCGCCAAUGCCGAACUUGUUCAAAGAACCUUAUCGAUAACGAACAAGCUCCAUCCAAUCCACCCUUCUCUGACAUUUGAGGAGCUGGCUGUCGAAGUUGCUGCCGUACACCUAGCCACUCGAGUCCUACCAUACAUCAGUGGAAGAGUCCAUGUCAUGGCGAAUCCAUGCUACUCUUUCGAUACUCCGAGAAUCAUAGAAGCUGGAAAACGGUAUCACUCUUUAUUCCGCUUUUUCGAUACCCAAUGCAACUUAAACCGGGUCGUGAUGAAGGUUCCAGCCACUUGGGAAGGCUUACAGGCGUGUAAGACCUUGACUACAGAAGGUAUACAAACACUUGCGACUACGGUAUUUUCAAUGGAGCAGUGUAUUCUUGCAGGGGAAGCAGGCUGUUUGUCUGUUUCUCCUUUUAUCCAUGACCUCAAGAAACUGGUCUGUCCAAGCUACAAAGAUGAGAAUCCAGUCAUUGAGCUUUGUGUACAAGCUCAGAUGUACUACAAGUCACAUAAUAUUCCAACUCGCGUCAAAGCAUGCAGCUCCGGAUCUCUCGAUGAGAUCCUGCAGCUAGCAGGAGUCGACUCCCACACUCUCGAAUCAAUUGAGAUUGAUGCACUAGCAAAAGAAUGGCGCGAUCGAAAUCUGCUUCACUCAGUUAACCUAUUUGAGGCGCCAAACAUGACUCACCACGGCACUGCGGAGUACCCGUCGUAUGCAAACAACGAAGCCCGCUUCCGUGUGGAUCUUUCCGCGAGCAAGGGAGGAAUGUCUCAGCUCAAGUUAUAUCGCGCAAUUGAUAUUUUCUGCGACUAUCAGAAGAAGGUUGAGGAAUUUCUCGGUUCCAUUAAUGGGUCCUCCUGA
This is a messenger RNA of Penicillium malachiteum, 1035 nucleotides long. RefSeq lists its product as uncharacterized. Gene Ontology annotation, biological process: carbohydrate metabolic process; pentose-phosphate shunt, non-oxidative branch. Gene Ontology annotation, cellular component: intracellular anatomical structure. NCBI's taxonomy places the organism in Eukaryota, Fungi, Ascomycota, Eurotiomycetes, Eurotiales, Aspergillaceae. Gene Ontology annotation, molecular function: transaldolase activity. The coding region runs from base 1 to 1035 and encodes 344 amino acids. The transcript has 7 exons. The record is from RefSeq and is a predicted model, not a curated record.